AUGUCGGACCGAUUAGUAGUCCACCCAAGCCACCCGCAAUGUGAAUGCGAUUCCUUACGAGCGCGCCUCACAGCCGCGGAGCGACGGUGCAGUGAGCUCCUCCAACAGAACCAAGAGUUACAGGUCAAGUUACUGGAGAGCAUUCAGCCGCCUAGCCCCACGUUGAGUGGCGCUUGGGAACUGUGGGGCGACGAUGCAGGUGGGCAUGUGCCCAUCGUCCACGAGGUUGAGAUCGGGCAAGAAACUUAUAUCAACCUUUCCGAGGCCUUUUUCGAUCGGCGGUGGCCGUACUUGCCUAUUGUGUGCGCGAUCGCCGCAACUGAAAGGUCUUACCGACCGAGCAGUGACGAAACGCAUCGACAGCUUUUUAAAAAUGCUGUUAGAGACUUGCAGCUAAUCAUGGAAGCUGGCGAUCUUGAGUAUAUGCAAUGCUUAUUACUGCUUUCGAUGUAUGGGCACAAUGAGCCGCAGUCGGGCAACAUUUGGUAUUCCACGGGGAUGGCGCUGCAUCUGGUCAUUGGGCUCGACUUGCACCGUAAAGAAAGUCUAAUCGGGCAGGAUAUGCUGCAGGCGGAGCUGCCUGCGAUUGAGGAGCCGAUCAUUCCGCAGGUGACGGAUAUGUCUCCUUUCAAUCACAUUAUUGCACUUCGCCAGAUUAACGCAGGGGUUUAUAAGCAUUUUCACCCCAAGGGCGGCGUGGGGGCUAACCCAUUCGAAUUGGAUCAACUCAGGAACAGGUACAGCUUCGACCUGAAUCAGUGCUUGAUUACUGCUCCGCGAUAUGUACACACCCUGUCGACUGUCCAGUCGGCGGAGUGGUUUCACAUCGCUUUCCACCACGCUAUGCUGUCUCUCUACCGACCUUCCCGGGCAGUUCCUAUCCCUUUGCCCCAUGAUCUACGAACAUGCCUGGAAUCUGCGAUCGGGCUGAUCAAUUCAUACAGCGCGCUUUAUGCGCGCAAUCGCAUCAAGUACACAUUUGUUGCGAUCCAUUCCCUUCUGAUGGCAGCCGUAACAAUGCUAUACUCGCUGCGAGCAUCUGCCUCAUUGCGGCAGGAGUUGACGAAGCCAGUCGUGCAGACCAAUAUCCAGACGUUUCUCACUCUCUUCCGUGGAAUCUGCAAUGGUCGUGAGGUCGGCGAGAAGUGUUCCCAGAUUGUCGAGCGACUGGGCGACUCGAUUUUGACAUUGUAUGAUGAUGCAGACCGCACGGACGCAGACGUGGAUACCGAAUUUCAAUCAUGGUUCGGGCUCCAGACGCACACGUAUGUUCAAACCGAUGAGGCGCCUUCUACUCACACCAUAUCCCCCCAUUUUCCCGAUGUUCGGAUCGACCUGCCGUGGGCUGACCUGUUCGCCGAAGGUAUCAACAUGGGCGCGACGGAUGUGUGGAGCAUUUUUCCUAGGAGGGUUGGUUGA
Messenger RNA from Aspergillus homomorphus CBS 101889, 1419 nucleotides. Its product is annotated as fungal specific transcription factor domain-containing protein. NCBI's taxonomy places the organism in Eukaryota, Fungi, Ascomycota, Eurotiomycetes, Eurotiales, Aspergillaceae. Bases 1 to 1419 code for a protein of 472 amino acids. Gene Ontology annotation, molecular function: DNA-binding transcription factor activity, RNA polymerase II-specific; sequence-specific DNA binding; zinc ion binding. The record is from RefSeq and is a predicted model, not a curated record. The transcript is spliced from 4 exons. Gene Ontology annotation, biological process: DNA-templated transcription; positive regulation of transcription by RNA polymerase II.